Messenger RNA from Rhizoctonia solani, 1494 nucleotides. Its product is annotated as oligosaccharyltransferase complex subunit. Gene Ontology annotation, cellular component: oligosaccharyltransferase complex; membrane. The transcript has 5 exons. The record is from RefSeq and is a predicted model, not a curated record. Lineage: Eukaryota; Fungi; Basidiomycota; Agaricomycetes; Cantharellales; Ceratobasidiaceae. Bases 1 to 1494 code for a protein of 497 amino acids.
AUGCAUCCGACACAAAGUACUGGGUCGUUAUUGUGGGCGCUCGCUUGCGGAUUUAACAUUGCAGUCGUAUCAGUGUCUGCUUUUAAUCCCGAUAACUUUGAAAAUGCCGGUGUAACUCGAACUAUCGACCUUGGAGGCGCUCUCACUCAAGUUACCACCACAUAUGCGGUCAAGGCACUUGCAAACAACCUGGAUCAAUACGUUAUUGCAUUGAGUGACGAGGAGGAGAGGUAUACUACGUGGAUAGAUGCUAAACUCAAGGGUCAGUCUGACACACUGGAACUGAAGCGACACGGUUUCAAUCCCAGGAGCCACGCGUUCUUAUACUCAAUCAACCUAACAAAAUCUCUUAAGAAUAACCAAACUGCCAACAUCGUUGUUUCUACAGUUCAAUCACACGCUUCAACUCCUCUGCCAGCAACCGCUGCUCAGGGCGACCCUCAGUCACUCAUGUACCAGACUCCCCUAUAUGUACUGAGCCCAUAUAGGUCCACUGUACAAAGGAUAAAAAUACGCUCUUCUACACCUAUGAUCCAUUCUUACACGGACUCGAAGGAUCUUUCUGAAUACGUUGAAUCCGGGUCCUCAGCAGUAGCCAAGACUGGUGCGACAGUUGUUUACGGCCCUUUUCACAAUGUUCCUGCAUCCAGCAAUCUGCCGUUUCAAGAAAAGAAUCAAAAGACCGUGUCGAUUCAUUAUGACCAUGACCAACCGGUGUUGACUGUGGUAUCUCUGCAGCGCUCAGCAGAGAUUAGUCACUGGGGAGCGAAUCUGAAUAUUCAUGACGAGGUUGUAUUGCGUAAUGACGGACCUGCUCUCAAGGGCCACUUCUCUCGACUUGAACAUCAAUCGCAGGUUUACUUCAAACGUCACGCCCCCCACGUUAUGAGGGAACUUGUUUUGCACCUUCCCGCUGGUGCACGAGACCCUUACUUUAUCGAUCUGGUCGGGAACGUAUCUACAUCUCAUUUCCGCCCAGCACCACCCGUCUCUGCAGCCCUUUUGUCCCCUUCAAAGACCAAGUCUAGCAUUUUGGAAUUGAGGCCUCGCUACCCUUUGCUUGGCGGCUGGAAUUAUACUUUCACGCUCGGUUACGAUACUCCCUUGGAAAGCGCUGCUAGAUAUGAUGCUUCCACUGGCAAAUAUGUUGUAGCCGUGCCAUAUCUUACCAACGUACCUGGGGCCGCUUUUGAAGAGACUGAACUAAAAAUCAUCCUCCCAGAGGGCGCAAAAGACGUUACCUUGCAUACACCAUUCGGCCCUGAUUCAAUUGAAAACGAACGACACGUUACCUAUUUGGAUACGACUGGCCGACCAGCCAUUGUUUUAAAGAAGAAAAACCUCAGCGAGAAGCAUGCUGGUACCAUUUAUGUGACAUAUAGCCUUUCUAUGGCUGCUCACUUCAAAAAACCAAUCGCGGUCACCUCUGCCGCUCUUGCCCUCUUCACAUUUGCUAUUGGAGCUCGCAGGAUCGAUCUUGCGCUGCGUAAGUAG